AUGCCUUCAACUGGAGAUGGAGCUUCAAGUGAAGUUCAACAACAAAUUCCAGUCGCAACUACUGCCAAAAUAGAUCACAAUCAUCCCCUCUUUAUACAUCCUUCAGAUACUCAAGGUUCUGUUCUGAUUUCAAUUCAAUUGUUGGGUUCUGAAAAUUACUCUUUGUGGAGCAAAUCUUUAAAGCUUGUGUUACUAGGGAAAAACAAAUUAGAAUUUCUACUUGGUACUUGUAAAAAGGAGAUGUAUUCUGAAUGUUUACAUGAUGUAUGGGAUAGAUGCAAUGCAAUUGUUCUUGGAUGGAUUAUGAAUACUGUGUCUAAAAGUCUGAUUAGUACAGUGAUCUAUGGAUCUGAUGCUCAUUCAGUGUGGGAAGAUCUGCGUGAAAGAUUUGAUAAAGUAAAUGCAUCUAGGGCCUUUUAUCUUCACAAAGAAUCAGUUACUAUGUCACAAGGAACUUCUUCUGUGUCAAUCUAUUUUUCAAGAUUAAGAGAGUUAUGGGAUGAGGCUGAAACCUUGAUUCUUUGUCCUUCAUGUGCCUGUCCUGAGUCUAAGCAAUAUAUUGAACACUUACAAUUUCAAAAGUUGUGGCAAUUUCUGAUGGGGCUUAAUGAAUCUUAUGCUCAUGCAAGAAGCCAAGUCUUGAUGCAAAUUCCAGUGCCAAGUGUAAAUCAAGCUUAUGCUAUGAUUGUUAGUGUUGAAAGUCAAAGAAUACAUGGUGCAGGAAAUACAUUUGCAUCUGCAGAAGCUGUAUCUGAAACAACAUUCAUGAGUAAUAGAAUGCCUCCUAGUUCUUCUCAGUCUGUACAUGGUGGAUACUACAACAAUAAUACAACUUCCUCAGGAAAUGGAAGGGGAAUUUCUAAUUUUCAGAAUAAUGGAUAUAGAAAUAAGGGGUAUGGAGAUGGAAGAACUGGUUACUCUGCAGGAAAGACUCAACUCUAUUGUGAAUUCUGUCAUUAUAAAGGACAUACAAAAGAAACUUGUUAUAAACUACAUGGUUAUCCAAAGAAGAAAGGAGGAGUAUCUUCUUAUGCAAAUAAUGCUGCCUCUGCUAGUAAUGAGUCUGGAAUGAUAGACUCAACUUCAAGUUCAAAUGCUAGAAUAAAUGAAUCAUCUAAUGAUACUAGUUUAGGACAGGGUGUAUCAAUGUUUACUCAAGAACAAUACUAUGAGAUAUUACAGAUGCUGAGAAAAGGGAAGAGUAAGGAAGUGGAUACAAUGGCCAAUGUAGCUACUGCAGGAGUAUCUGGAACAUCAGGUAAGAUUACAGCUCUAAUGUCUGAUAUGUCACAAAUUAAUUGGAUUAUAGAUACUGGUGCUUCCAAUCAUAUGGUUCACAACUUUGGUUUAAUGAGUCAGUCAGCAAAUCUUGAUGUUCAGGGAGGUAUGAGAGUUAAUUUACCUACUGGUGAUCAGGUAUCUAUUAGCCAUAUUGGUGAACCUAUGAUUCUGAAAGACAAAGUAGUAAAGGAUGUGUUGUUUGUUCCAGAAUUCAAGUAUAAUCUUCUAUCAGUGUCACAACUAACAAAACAGUUGAGGUGUACAGUAGUAUUUUUUCCUGAUUUCUGUAUUUUUCAGGAUCUCUUCAAUGGGAGGGUCCUGGGGAUUGGUAAAGAGAAUCAAGGAUUGUAUAUUCUCAAUACUGCUGCAACAACUAAGCUUUCAAAUGAUCAAGGUUCUUCUGGAAAAUAUGCAAAGGAAGAUGCAUGUAAAAGGAAUCCUAUUAGCUUUAAUUCUACUGUUGAGUCUGCAAGUAGCUUAUGGCAUAAAAGACUUGGACAUGCUCCUCUCAAAGUGUUAAGUAGAAUAAAAGAUUUAAACAUUGUGUCUGUAAAUGAUCAACAUUGUUCUAUAUGUCCAAUUGCCAAGCAGUCAAGACUUCCUUUUCCUAUUAGUCUUUCUCAUUCAAGCUCAAUUUUUGAUAUUAUACAUGGUGAUGUAUGGUGA
Molecule: messenger RNA, 1947 nt
Organism: Solanum lycopersicum (tomato)
Lineage: Eukaryota; Viridiplantae; Streptophyta; Magnoliopsida; Solanales; Solanaceae
Source: RefSeq, a predicted model, not a curated record